AUGUUUAAUCAACUCGGUGGCGGCACUAACAACCCUAACAAAGAUGUUGAAGUCACAUCUCCACCGGACGACACAGUCUCAUCGCUAGAAUUCUCUCCACCGUCCGUUCCACAAACCUUCCUUGUAGCCGGUAGCUGGGACUGUCGUGUAAGAUGUUGGGAGGUGGAGGCAUCGGGCAAAACUGUGCCUAAAGCAGCACAGGCCAUGGAUGGACCCAUUUUGGACGUUGCCUGGCAUGAUGAUGGCACCAAAGUGUUCAUGGCCUCUACCGACAAAAGUGUCAAAUGCUGGGACCUGGCUGCUAAUCAGUGUGUACAAGUAGCUGCACACGAUGCUCCUGUGAAGACUUGCCACUGGGUCAAAGCACCGAACUACAAUUGCCUUAUGACCGCAUCCUGGGACAAAACUCUCAAGUUUUGGGACACACGCAGCGCGGUGCCCGUGAUGACGAUGAACCUCUCGGAACGUUGUUACUGCGCCGAUGUGGACUAUCCAAUGGCGGUGGUGGGUACUGCAGACCGGGGUAUCUGUCUGUACACGCUGGAAGGCAAGCCGGCGGAGUUCAAACGCGUGGAGUCUCCGCUCAAGUACCAACACCGUUGCAUCGCAAUCUUCCGAGAUAAGAAGACCAAGCAGCCGACUGGAUUCGCGCUUGGCAGUGUGGAAGGCCGUGUGGCCAUACAGUACGUGAACCCCGUCAACCCUAAGGAUAACUUCACCUUCAAGUGCCAUCGAACGGGAGCUGGCACAACUGGGAGUUUCCAGGACAUCUACGCGGUGAACGAUAUCGCGUUCCACCCGGUGCACGGCACGCUGGCCACGGUGGGCUCGGACGGCUCGUUCUCGUUCUGGGACAAGGACGCGCGCACCAAGCUCAAGUCCUCCGAGACGCUGGACCAGCCGCUCACCAAGUGCGCCUUCAACCACAGCGGACAGAUCUUCGCGUACGCCGUCGGAUACGACUGGUCCAAGGGCCAUGAACACUUCAACCCAGCCAAGAAGAACUACAUAUUCCUGCGGCCGUGCUUCGAUGACCUUAAGCCACGCACCACUUGA
Molecule: messenger RNA, 1056 nt
Organism: Parnassius mnemosyne (clouded apollo)
Lineage: Eukaryota; Metazoa; Arthropoda; Insecta; Lepidoptera; Papilionidae
Source: the annotation of a GenBank genome assembly